AUGCUACUGGUAGUCGGGAGGUUCUUGUGGGUCCUGUUCUCGAUAAUCUGCUUUUCUGGUACAGCUCUUGGUCAAGAGAACCUGACUGAGGUACUCUUAUCGUAUCCGGCAUGCUCUGCAAAAUGUUCAGCAACAUAUCUUCCAAUAGCGAACUGUGCAUUCACGGAUCUGCGCAGUUGCAUGUGCACCAAUUAUACUCUCCAGUAUGAGAUUGGUGCUUGCGUCCUGAGUACAUGCAAUAUCACCGAUCAGAUCAUUUCUUCGACCAUCACCCAGAAUGAGAUAUGCAACGGUGUUCCUCAACCAUGGGAAGGUGGCCGGGCCAUCCGAGCAUCUAUCAUUAUUGCAUGUUUCACGUUUCCCAUCAUUGGACUACGGUUCAUCACACGAAUAUAUAUCACAAAGAAACUCUGGUGGGACGAUUGGACAAUUCUCAUAGCAACGGUUCUUAUGCUACCUAAUACCGCUAUUCCGAUAUACUUAUCCUAUCACGGACUGGGACUUCAUUUCUAUGAUGUACAUCCCGCUGAUACACCAAACUUGGAAAAGCUCUUCUACAUCUCCCAAAUAUUUUACGUCCUCAUACAAAAUAUCCCAAAGUUCUCCAUUCUUCUUCUGUACCUCCGCAUCUUCCCAACUCCGCGCUUCCGCAAAAUGCUCUUCAUAGCCAUGGCCUGGCAAGUAGCUCAUACCCUCGCUUUCCUCUGCGGAGUCGCCUUUCAAUGCGUUCCUGUCGAUUCGUUUUGGGACCCAUUCAUCAAAAAGGAUCAUUGUAUCGACAUCGCGACUUUGACAUACUUCGGUGCCGGAUUUUCCAUCUUCGAAGACAUCGUUAUCAUGUCUCUGCCCGUCUACGAAUUGAAGGGUCUUAAUUUGAGUUUACGAAAGAGAAUGGCGUUAGUUUUCAUGUUUGCGCUGGGAUCUUUUGCUUGCGUCACCAGUAUGAUAAGGUUGAAGUUUAUGAUUGGAUUUGGGAAGAGUAUCGACUCUACUUGGACGAAUGUCGACGUCGUAAUUUGGUCCCAAAUCGAAACCUACACGGCAGUCAUUUGUGGCUGUCUAAUGUGCAUCCGACCUCUCUUCAUCAAAUACAUCCCUAGUGUCUUUUCCACGAAAGCCUCGCAGCCCUCCUCGAGCCAGUUACACUCGGCUACUUGGGGUGCCAGGAUCUCUAGUCGGAUCAAAGCUGAGAGAACUAGUCGUUAUGGCAAUAGAUUGGAUGACGAAGAAAGUAUCGAAGUUGGGAAGGGACUUGAGGCUGGCAAUAUGGAGAGGAGAGGAAGUCAGGGAAAUGUGAUAAAGGUUACGACUGAGAACGUGGUCCAGUACGAGAUGAAGCGAACGUCAGAAAGGAGGGCGGGCAGUCAGGAUAGCGACGACAUCGCGGAUGAGCUGGGGCUGGGAAGUAAAGAGAACCUGAACGAUAGGUCUGUUUUAAAAGUUUGA
Mollisia scopiformis is the source of this 1446-nucleotide messenger RNA. RefSeq lists its product as uncharacterized. The record is from RefSeq and is a predicted model, not a curated record. Bases 1 to 1446 code for a protein of 481 amino acids. NCBI's taxonomy places the organism in Eukaryota, Fungi, Ascomycota, Leotiomycetes, Helotiales, Mollisiaceae. The transcript has 8 exons.